CGCAUUAUAACACGGUGCGGUAAAUGAAAAAACCUUAAUCACACAUCUCACCUUGCAAGAAACUUGGCCUCUCCCAUCUUCACCCCUCUGACAGAAACAUGUCUUCGUCCGAAACUCUUACUUCUGGACCUUCUGCGGUUCAUGCUUCGUUCGACACCAUUUUGGUGCUCGAUUUUGGCUCCCAGUACAGUCAUUUGAUCACUCGUCGUCUCCGUGAGAUCAAUGUUUACGCUGAGAUGCUUCCCUGUACUCAAAAGAUCGCCGAGCUUCCCUUCAAGCCCAAGGGUGUGAUUUUCUCUGGCGGCCCUUACUCUGUAUAUGACGAGGGCGCUCCCCAUGUUGAUCCCGCCGUUUUCGAAUUGAAUGUUCCCAUUCUUGGUGUUUGCUACGGCCUGCAAGAAAUUGCCUGGUUGAACGGACGCUGUGUCGGUGCUGGCGAGAAGCGUGAAUAUGGUCCUGCUUCUGUCACCGUCGAGAAGGGUUUGACCAAUAAAAAUGCACUGGCAUUCUUCAAGGGAAUGCCUGAGGUUUUUGACGUUUGGAUGUCCCAUGGUGACAAGCUUCACGGCCUUCCUAACGGUUAUGAAAUUGUGGGUAGAACCGAUAACUCGCCUUUCGCAGUUAUUGCACACAAGACGGAGCCUAUUCUGGGUAUUCAAUUCCAUCCCGAGGUGACUCACACUCCUCUUGGCAAGCAAUUGAUCAAGAACUUUGCACUUGAAAUUUGCCAUGUUAACGCUUCCUGGUCUAUGGAGAACUUCGUCGACAAGGAGAUUGACCGCAUCCGCAAGAUGAUCGGUCCUAAUGAGCAUGUCAUCGGUGCCGUUUCUGGCGGUGUUGAUUCUACCGUCGCCGCCAAGGUCUUGAAAGAGGCUAUUGGUGACCGUUUCCAUGCCAUCAUGGUCGACAACGGUUUGUUGCGUUUGAACGAAGCUGAGGAGGUGCGCCAAACUUUGGGAGAGUACCUUGGUAUUAAGCUGACUGUUGUUGAUGCUUCUGAGGAGUUUAUUGGCAAGUUGGCCGGUGUCACCGAUCCCGAGAAGAAGAGAAAAAUUAUUGGCAACACAUUCAUUCAUGUUUUCGAGCGUGAGGCUGAGCGUAUCGUGUCUGAGACUUCCGGAAAGGUCGAAUACCUUCUCCAAGGUACCUUGUACCCUGAUGUUAUUGAGAGUAUCUCCUUCAAGGGUCCUUCUCAAACCAUCAAGACUCAUCACAAUGUAGGUGGUUUGCUCGCUGACAUGAAGCUCAAGCUCAUUGAGCCUCUUCGUGAACUCUUCAAGGAUGAAGUCCGUCAACUCGGUGAGCUUUUGGGAAUUGAGCACAGCCUUGUCUGGAGACAUCCCUUCCCUGGCCCCGGUUUGGGUAUCCGUGUUCUGGGUGAGGUGAACAAGGCCCAAUUGGAGAUUGCCCGUAAGGCUGAUCACAUUUUCAUCUCUGAAAUUCGUGCUCAUGGCUACUACGAGCAAAUCUCUCAAGCUUUUGCUGCACUUUUGCCCGUUAAGGCUGUAGGUGUUAUGGGCGACAAGCGUACUUAUGAGCAAGUUAUUGCUCUGCGUGCUAUUACCACUCACGACUUCAUGACUGCCGACUGGUUCGAUGGUUUCAGCGUUGCUUUCUUGAAGAAGGUCAGUUCUCGUAUUUGCAACGAGGUUAACGGUGUCAAUCGUGUCUUCUACGACAUUAGCAGCAAGCCUCCUGCAACUGUUGAAAUGGAGUAAGCAUAAUUGCAUUUCACAAACGCAUAUCCAUACAACGAUGCUGUUUCUGACGGUAUUUUUGGUCAAAAUGUUGUAUUACGUACAAUGUUUAUUUUGUCGGUAAUCCUUUUUUGUUUGUUUGUUACUACAUCUUCUACUGUUUCUUGGCACAAUAAAAUGUGACUGUAUCAUGCAUACUGUCAAUCAAUGGUUUUUUUUUUUCAUUUAAAGGUGACUCAUUAUGUGGAAGAAAAACUGCUUAGAGGUUAAGUUUACUGUAGAUGUUGUUUCGAUGUCUAAAAGAACAUGCUGUCGGCUCCGGGAGGCAUCAGCUCGUCAUUAUCAGGUUCUCCUGGCAGUCGCAUGUUUCGUCGAGGAGGGUCCCGACGGUGUCUUUCGUCGGUUCCUGAAGCAAACGGGUCGUUAGGACCUGUCGGGUCAUAACGUGCACCAGGAGGUCGAACAAGACCUGGUGAUGGGUGGAACUGUCCGUUUAUCGGAUUUCUCUCACCUCCCAUUAACACAGGGUCUCCAAUAAUCGGCCCUUGGAAGAUGGGAUGAGCUGCAGUGGGGAACAUUCCCCCAUCAUUAGAAGGUGUGUGUGCGUUUGUUCCGGCAGGAUUUAAAUCAUCACUUCCUAUAGCAGGGAACCGUGAAGAACGAGUUCCACCGGGAGGCAAACCAAAGCGCAAAGAAGGGUCGUCUCCAACACGAAUACCGCUGGAAAAUGGCGAAGUCGACGAUGGAGUAUGUCGCUCCCCAUCAUUUAUGUUUGCGUGUGGUGCGGCAGAAGUUGUGCUACGUGCCCGGACGCUGCUAGUGACAGUUGACGAUUCAACGUUUAACCCUGUCUCUGUGAGCCGUGAAAACAAAUCACUUAUAUCCCAAAGUCCAUCGUCAAACGACUUGCGAUCGAACACGGAUGAUGCAGCUCGAUCUAGCUGCAAAUUACUGCCAAGACAGAAAAACCACCCGUCAAACUGUAAAAGUCGAAACCGAAGUUUGUGUGAAUGAACACUGUAACACAACGUUUCAUUUGAGUACGCAUCUUUUUGCAAUUCGGACAAGCGAGUACCAUCUAUUAGCUCACAAUAUUCAAAUUUUGCACCCAAAGACAAUGCACUAUUGUGGAACUUUUUCAUGAAAUCCGUUUCAAUGUCACCCAUUUCGUUUAGAAUAGUGGUUUAAGUUACCGAUGGCCACCUGAAAGAAAUAGCCCCCAAAAAAAUGUAUGGACAAAAAAGUACAGUAGUAAAUAUGUGGGAAGUAUCAGACAAUACAGAACAGAUGGCAAAUGGUAAAAUGGUGGUCAGCUACCAGGAGUAAAAACCAGACACAAUAAUGACGUUUUCUCAAUUACCGUCG
Molecule: messenger RNA, 3062 nt
Organism: Schizosaccharomyces japonicus yFS275
Lineage: Eukaryota; Fungi; Ascomycota; Schizosaccharomycetes; Schizosaccharomycetales; Schizosaccharomycetaceae
Product: GMP synthase
Exons: 1
Coding region: 99-1718 (539 amino acids)
Biological process (GO): GMP metabolic process; GMP biosynthetic process; L-glutamine metabolic process
Cellular component (GO): cytosol
Molecular function (GO): nucleotide binding; GMP synthase activity; ATP binding
Source: RefSeq, a predicted model, not a curated record